AUGCAGCAUGGCAGAGGGAGAGGAGGGGGGAAGGGGUGGGCGGGAGGAGGAGAGGGAGAGGGGGAGGGAGGACGGGAGGACAUUACGGGUGAGGGAGAGGGAGAGGGAGGGGGAUGGGGAGAGGGAGAAGAGGGGAGGGGAGGGAGGGGAGGGGAGAGGGAAGGGAAGAGGGGAGGGGAGGGUGGAAGGGAGAGGAAGGAGAGGGAGGAGAGGGGGAGGGGAGGGGAGAGGGGAGGGGAGAGGGGAGAGAGGGAGGGAGGGGGAGAGGCCCCGGGAGGGGCGAGGGAGGGAGGGGAGGGAAGGAGAGGGGAGAGAGGGAGAGGGAGUGGGAGGGAGGGUUGAGGGAGGGGGGGAGAGGGGAAGGGGAGGGGAGUGGGAGGGGAAGGAGAGGGAGGGGGAGGACCGGGGGAGGGGGGGGGAGGGGAAAGGGGAGGGGAGGAGAGGGAAGGAGAGGGGGGGAGGGGGAGGGAGAGGGAGGGGAGAGGGGAGGGAGAGGGAGGAGGGAGAGGGAGAGGGGAGGGAAGAGGGGAAGGGGGGGGAGGGAGAGGGAAGGGAGGGGGAAGGGUGGAAAAAAAAAAGGGGCCCAAAAACCGGAAAAAGGGAAAGAAGAAGGAAGAGAAGAGAAGAAGAGAAACCAAGACAUAGCGGGAAGAAGAAGAAGAAAACAAGAAGAAGCAAAGACAUAAGACCACGAAAUCUCGCUCGGUCCUUCCCCAUCCUCCUCCUCUUCCUCAUUUCCUCCCUCGACUCCUCCUUCCUCGACUCCUCCUCCUAGCCUCCUCGACUCCAUGCCCUCCUCUCUCCUCUACCCUCCACCUGACCCCCCGCCCCUCCCCCCUCCCUCCCUUCCCUCCACUCUCAGGAAUAUCUCCUCCUCCUCCUCCUCUUCCUCCUCUCCUCCUCCUCCUCCUCCUCCUCUCCCCCUCCUCCUCUUCCUCCUCCUCUCCUCAUCCUCUCCUUCCUGCUGCUUUUCUUAGUACUGCUGACAGAAAUAGAAGCUGUCAGUUUGGAAGAGGAUCCAACUCCGGUAACAACAGUGAAAUGUCAUGAUAUUAAUUCUAAACACUACAUUUGGAUAUUGUCUUUUUACGUUGUCUUUUUUAUUGAUGUUUUUCAUUACAUCAAUCAAUUAAAAAAAGUCAAUAUCCAAAUGUAAACGUUUCUUAUUAAUAUCAUGAAUUUGAUGUUCUAUUUAUAGGGUUGGAACAGGAUCCAACUCCAGUAACCCCCCAUGCCAACGCACCUGCUGCUACAGACAGAUACUGAGAGAGACAGAGAUGGUGAGAGAGAUACAGAGAGAGAACAGGGGAGGGGAAAUAAAGAACAGAAUGAGUGUUUUUGUGUGACGCUUUAACACUGUGGGGACAGGGAGCCACGAUGAUAUAUUUACAUAGAGACGCCGUACAAAAACCUCCUACCGUUCACUUCAAUACAGGAGAUGGCUGGGGCCCAUUCAUACACUAUUACAGACUGUUGAGGAGUCUGGAGAGAUGCUUCUGAACAACUCGAUAAUACUGAAGGAUAAAACAGGAUUUCAACCAAUCUUCAGGAUUAUAAAAUAUACUUUAUUGGGAGAAUUUUCCUGGACAAGACAACAAACUUAUGAAGUCAGAUUUAGUUAGAUAAGAGAGUUUGUUUUUGAUUCCUGUUUGACCAUAAAAUCUCCUCAAAUGCAUUACUGAACUGUUUUUUAGAGUAUCUCUGAGUAUCUCUGUUCAUAUUCCCUUGAGGGUGAACGACAAAGAGAUCUGAGGUAGUUUUGGAAGAGGAGGCAAACGAUGUGACUCUGGAAGUGAGGCCUACUUUGGGAAUGGAACCAAACUCACUGUUUUAGGUAAGUUCACUUCAGAUGAAUUACAUUGAUAUAGAUCUGGAAACCCUGAAGAUGUUUCAUGGAGUAUCCAUGAUACAGCUGAACUAAAUGGUUGAUGUGAAAACACUGUGACUUCAACUCAACCAGCCUACUUUGGCAAUGGAACCAAACUCACUGUUUUAGGUAAAUACUUUCUACUCUAUUUACUUACUGUACUUGACGAUGUUAUGUUUAUGGCUCUAACGGUUCAUUUGAACAAUUGACUAGUACUAAAAAAAACGAGUAUUGCUAAAGUAUUUUAGAUGCCAAAACGCAUAGACAAGUUCAGUAGCUAGUGGUCGGGAUAAUUACUGCUCAGUAUGUCUUCACUGUGACAACUAUGAUCCUGCGUUCUUCGGAGCUGGAACCAAACUGACUGUUCUGGGUAAGAUAAUAUUGACCUUGAUAUAACUAAUGGGUCUCUAUUUGUGGUCUAGUGGUACGGCGAUGUGAGGAGUUAGUUGAUUGUGGAUACAGUACAUUGGAUUAGGUGCAUACUAGUGUUUACUCCACUCAAUGCUUUUUGAUGUUAAGCCUGUGCACUGUGCCAACUACGAGGCAUAUUUUGGACCAGGCACCAAAUUAACAGUUGUCGGUAAGUAAUCCAUAUACUAUGUUUGGCGUAUGGACGGUCAAUGUGAGCGAGACAACAUACUUGUGAGAAGAGAUGGGAUAUCAUAGUAUUACAGUAUGUUUGAGUCAUCCGUGUCGGUCUUAUAUAAACGGGUUAAAACAUGGUGUUGAAUGGUAUGACGUCUUGAACAAUAGAGUUAUCAGAGGCCGUGUAUGAUUGGGAUUCAAAGUAGAAGAGGAAAGGUUUUGCUAGACUAUAGCUAUAUCAGAGCAGUGUUCUGUGCUGUGCUAAUGGUUUUGCUAGACUAUAGCUAUAUCAGAGCAGUGUUCUGUGCUGUGCUAAUGGUUUUGCUAGACUAUAGCCAUAUCAGAGCAGUGUUCUGUGCUGUGCUAAUGGUGCCGGCCAGGCUCACUUCAGCGGAGGAACCAGGUUAACUGUUCUAGGUGAGAAAUUACACUAAAAAAGUGCAGUGAUCUAUGUUGGUUAUUAACCAUGUAAGCUACAUGGUUAUAAUGUAUGUGGUUGUAAGCUUUUUAGAGAAAUGUACUGUGACAGAACGACUGUGUAGUGCCUUUGAAUGUCCUCCUUUACGUGGUCACAUAAAGGUUGAGUAAAUCCACUGUGCUGGUGGUGGCGGCCAGGCUUACUUCGGCGGAGGAACCAGGUUAACUGUUCUAGGUGAGAAAUUACACCAACAUAAUACAAUGUUCGCACCUGAUGUGAUAAAUACUACAUGUGAUUUGUGCACCUUCACAUCGUAUGGCUAGACUAUGUAGGUUACAGUGUGUGGUUGAUGAUAUUCAUGGAUUGGAAUGUGACCCAAGGAUCGGUAGAGGUGGAGAGCACUUGAAUUUCAUUCGUAAAAUAGUCACAAUAAUGUAUCUGGUUAUAAACUAUGUCAGAUUUACCGUCCAGCUGAACGUCUCUGAGAGUUACUGUGAAGAGUAUUUGAAUAACUUUAACAGAGUAACAAAGGUGGAGUCAAUCCAAAGUCAGAGAGAGUAAAGUAGAGCCUUUAUGAGACAGCUUUGUGUCUCUGUGCUCAUACUCGGAGGCAUACUUCGGAGACGGCACCAAACUCACCGUUUUAGGUAAGAAAAUGAAGUAUAAGCUGCUGUGGACUCUCUCUCUCUCUGACAAAUGUACAUGAGGGAAUAACUAAGACCAAAAAAGUAACAUUUGGCAAUAUAGAAAAUAUCUCAUUUGACUACAAAUCUAAAUAGUCUUAAAGUAAGAGAGUAUACUUGAAUGGAUCACUGUAAAGCAUUAGUUAUGUUCCCCAUCAUCAUGGUAUCAAACUGUCUGGCUCCGUGCCCAGACGCAGUCUACCGUCAGAAUAAUACUUGUUAUCAGCUCUGGAAGUAGCUAGAGGAGGAGAGGGUCCUUGGCAGUGGAACUAGACACCGUCUUGGGGUAUUUAGGUCAAAACAAUGAUCAUUUCAUCUCCACAUAAUCAUGUCAUAACAUUUCAUAGAAUAAAUCCAACAACCGAAGACAGCAGGUUAGGGUGUAAAGGCUACGGAUCAACUCUGCUGGAGUAGUGAGGAGGGGUUUUCUCUGUAGCUGUGUAUCAGUGUGAACAACUACCCGGCAUACUUCGGCAACGGCACCAAACUCACAGUUCUGGGUGAGAAAACUGAUUCUGUCAUCUGUUAUCUAUGCCCUCAUGGGUUUCUCUGUUACUGAAAGAGACGUUGUCUUUAUUUUAAAUUUCUGUGUGUGAACCAGAGGGAGAGAAAAUCUAUUUUGGGGGUUAUAAAAUAAUGUUCCAAUUACUCAGGCGUUGGUUUGUAUGAAUCUAUAUUGUGCUGUUGUAUCAGUUUGAAUGGAACUGCAUAAUAAGUCAGAACAGGCAAAGUGAUAGACCUGCGGCAGGUAUUAUCCAGUGUCUGUAAUGUCGAGUAUGGUUUCUCUCUGUGGUACACGGAUAAGGCAGAGUUUGGUCCAGGUACCAGACUCACUGUUCUAGGUAAGCGAUUCAGCUUUUCAACUUUCAAAAAAAUAUUGUAAAUACAUCAUCAUGAAAUGAUUUUUAAAAUAAAGGGGUGUAUUGUAUUGCGUUCCAGGCAUAGUUGAGCAUGAAAAUAUUCAGGGGGAAAACAUUUAAGCUGUACAAAGAGCUAAUGAUAACGUGAAUUGGGCCUAUGCUUUGUCGACAUAGACAUAAUUAGAAAUGCAGUAUUACUUCCUUUGCUACAAGCCAAACUACUGCAAAUACAGCACUGGGUAGCUGGGAUCCUCUGGGUUUUCUGUCUGUGAGUAUGUGGUGUGCUCUGGUGGUUAUGCUGCCUACUUUGGAGAGGGAACGAAGCUAACAGUUCUGGGUAAGAAUACUGUAAUACUGUAGUAAUACUGUAAGAAUACUGUAAGAAUACUGUAGUAAUACUGUAGUAAUACUGUAGUAAUACUGUUAUAAUACUGUACGAAUGCUGUAAGAAUACUGUAAGAAUACUGUAAUAAUAAUGUAAAAAUACUGUAAAAAUACAGUAAGAAUACUAUACGAAUACUGUUAUACUACUGUACGAAUAAUACUGUAAUAAUAUUGUACAACUACUGUAAGAAUACUGUAAGAAUACUGUCAUAAUAAUGUAAUAAUACUGUAAAAAUACCGUAAGAACACUAUAUGAAUACUGUUAUACUACUGUACGAAUACUACUGUAAUAAUGCUGUUACAAUACUGUAAGAAUACCGUAAGAAUACUGUAAGAAUACUGUAAGAAUACUGUAAGAAUACUGUUAUAAUAAUGUACGAAAAAUACUGUAAUACUACUGUUAUAAUACUGUUAUAAUAAUCUAAGAAUAAUACUGUAAGAAUACUGUAGUAAAAAUAUUACUGUAAGAAUACUGUAAAAAAUACUAUAAGAAUAAUACUCUAAGAAUAAUUAUGUGAGAAUACUGUAAUAAUACUGUGAGAAUAAUACUGUGAGAAUAAUAUUGUAAUAAUAACUGUAAUAAUGCUGUAUUAAUACUGUAACAAUAAUGCUGUAAUAAUAAUAAUAAUACUGUUAUAAUAAUACUGUAACAAUGCUGUAAUAGUAUAGUUGAGCGGAUCUCUGUGUGUGUGUGUGUGUGUGUGUGUGUGUGUGUGUGUGUGUGUGUGUGUGUGUGUGUGUGUGUGUGUGUGUGUGUGUGUGUGUGUGUGUGUGUGUGUGUGUGUGUGCUAUUCUUCCCCAGGACCACGAUCUGCUCAACAUCUUUUAGGAGUCUGAAUUCUGGCUGUAAAUUCAUUUGUUCUGAUUCCGACUGGGAUUCUGACCCUCCCAUAAGCUUUCCAUUAGCAUGGGUUAGGGUGUAUUUCUUGGCCAGUUAGUUCACCCAAAUUACAAUGACAUUGGUUUCCUUGGCCUGUAGGCCAGUCUAUGGACAAGGUAUGACAACAACAUGCUUUGGUUUGGUUUCCCUUGCACUGUUGGCACAUGGUAGCGUUUCGGCAUUUGUGGCACAAGUCUCAUUGAAGUCAUUUGAACGAUAUUGGCAUUUGUCGCGCAUCAGUAUGAAAAAUGUAUGCACUCACUAACUGUAAGUCGCUCUGGAUAAGAGCGUCUGCUAAAUGACUAAAAUGUACAAAUGUAAUAACACUGUAAUAAUAAUGCUGUAACAAUGCUGUAAUAAUACUGUAAUAAUGCUGUAUUAAUAAUGCUGUAAUAAUAAUGCUGUAAUAAUAAUACUGUAAUAAUAAUACUGUAACAAUAAUGCUGUAAUAAUAAUAAUAAUACUGUAAUAAUACUGUAAUAAUGCUGUAAUAAUAAUGCUGUAAUAAUAAUACAUUGUCAAGUACAGUACCCAUUAUAUAGGGGUGGUACAGUUCAGUAACAAAGUGGUUCCUUCCAAGCUGCUGUCCUUCACAUUCUGUUUCUAUGUGUUUAACUGUCUCAUCAUACAUUUAGUGAUUAACUGUCUCAUCAUACAUUUAGUGAUUAACUGUCUCAUCAUACAUUUAGUGAUUAACUGUCUCAUCAUACAUUUAGUGAUUAACUGUCUCAUCAAACAUUUUCUGAUUAACUCUCUCAUCAUACAUUUUCUGAUUAACUGUCUCAUUGAUGAAUUUUCUGAUUAACUGUAUUUUAAAGCACACAGGUUCAAGUAUGAUUCUGACAACAAACAGAGCCAUUGAUUGAGUGUUAAAAUAUUCAACUGUUUCCUCCCUGCAGACCCAGCUAUCAAUGGCACAGUGAAUGGCACAGUGAAAGUCCUUCCACCCUCCACUGAGGAGUGUGAGGCUAGAAACAAGAAGAAGAAGAAGACUCUGGUGUGUGUGGCCACCGGCUUCUACCCCGACCAUGUCACUGUCUUCUGGCAAGUCAACGAUCACAACAGAACUGAAGGCGCCGGGACCGACAACAAGGCCUUGCAGAAUGACAAUAAAUUAUACAGUAUCACCAGCAGAUUGAGAGUCCCAGCCAACGAAUGGCACAACCCUGCCAACAGAUUCACCUGCAAUGUCAUCUUUUACAAUGAGAAGGGCUAUAAACCUGGGAAAGACACCAUUAGUGGAGAUCUCCAAGGUAAUAAAACAUGAACACUGUCUUUGUUUAUGAGAAGAAAGAGAUCUGACUGAACUAGUACACUCGUUUUUAGGCUCUAAUGCGUUUCCCCCAUGUCUAAGUGGUACUGCGGUGUAUCAUCUCAUCUGAAACUCUCCUUCUUUGUUUCUUUCAGGUCAAAGUGGUGAAGGGAUGACUAGAGGUAAAUGUGCCCAUUUUAUACUAAAGUUCUUAUGCUCUGGUCCUCUGUAGCUCAGCUGGUAGAGCAUGGUGCUUGUUUAACGCUAGGGUAGUGGGUUCGAUCCCCGGGACCACCCAUACACAAAGAAUGUAUGCACGCAUGACUGUAAGUCGCUUUGGAUAAAAGCAUCUGCUAAAUGGCAUAUUAUUAUUAUUAUUAUUAUUAUUAUUAUUUUAUCCUUCAUGCCUAAAUACAUGACAUACUGUACUGUGUUCCUGGUCCUGGGUUAGGGUUAGACCUAGUGUGUACAUCAGUGUGUUCCUGGUCCUGGGUUAGGGUUAGACCUAGUGUGUACAUCAGUGUGUUCCUGGUCCUGGGUUAGGGUUAGACCUAGUGUGUACAUCAGUGUGUUCCUGGUCCUGGGUUAGGGUUAGACCUAGUGUGUACAUCAGUGUGUUCCUGGUCCUGGGUUAGGGUUAGACCUAGUGUGUCCAUCAGUGUGUUCCUGGUCCUGGGUUAGGGUUAGACCUAGUGUGUACAUCAGUGUGUUCCUGGUCCUGGGUUAGGGUUAGACCUAGUGUGUACAUCAGUGUGUUCCUGGUCCUGGGUUAGGGUUAGACCUACAGUUCCGCUAAUUACCUCAGUGUGUUCCUGGUCCUGGGUUAGGGUUAGACCUAGUGUGUACAUCAGUGUGUUCCUGGUCCUGGGUUAGGGUUAGACCUAGUGUGUACAUCAGUGUGUUCCUGGUCCUGGGGAAUUACCCACCUGAUUCCGCUAAUUACCUCAUCAUCAAGCCUGAUUAGUGGAAUCCGUUGUGUUAGUGCUAGGGCAAAAACAACAAUCUGCUUCCCUUUGGGUCCCCAGGACCAGGACUAAGAAACCCUGCUUCCCUUUGGGUCCCCAGGACCAGGACUAAGAAACACUGGCCUAGAUCAUUGGUUGUACUGCACGUUUCUUAAUGGAUGACCUGCUAACAAUAUCACCUGAUACCUUCUUAAUCAAGGUCAUUUGAAUGUAUCCUUUUCCUUGCAGAGUACUAUGUGAAGAGCACUCUGACUGCCAAACUGGCCUACAGCGUCUUCAUCGCUAAGAGUACCUUCUAUGGACUGGUCGUCAUGGUUCUGAUUUGGAAGUUUAAGGUGAGUUCACUGCAACUAUGAUAAAAGGGACAUCCGCACACCCCUCUCUCUCUCUUCUUCAAUCUAUGCCUUGUGCUUAGAUGAGUCCCAGAUCAGUUUGUACCGUCUUGCCAACUCCUAUGGUCAGGGUGACAGUGACUGCACAAACAGAUCCCACUGGGCACACCACGUCAUUUCAACGUGGAUGACCGGGAAAUAUUUGGUUGAGACGUUGAUCAAUGAGAUUGCACAUUUAUAUUCACCCGCUCAAAAAGACAGCCAAAAGUUAGUUGAAUUUCCAAUGUGUUAUCCCCAUGCCUUCAAUCCAAAUAAAAGCACGACCAAGUUCCAAUGGAAAAACAAUGUCUGAUUUUUGGUUUUAGCCCAAAUGUCUAUCACUGCUCUUUCAACCAUUUUUAAAAGCACAACAAAGUUCCAAAUGGGAAUACAAUGUCAGAUAUUUAAUAAUUUAUAGAACAGAUUAAUGUGUUAUCACUGUGCUUCAUCUAACAGCAGAACCAAAUGACCUGGAUUGCAGUUGAGAUUACAUGAAAGUACAUGGUACAAGUGAUCAAUGCCGUUCGAGAUUGAAAGAUUAUUUGUAAGAGCCUGUAUUACAAAAGUAAUAUUGAAAUGUGUUUGGUUGACAACGCAAUCAAAUAUCAACAUUUUAAAGGAGAUGUAUCUUCUGCUCUGAUAGUACCAUCUGAGCCACUGGCUUAAUCCCAUUCUUUAACUUUUAUUUUUUGGUUGAGUUGGAGACGGGAAUCCAACAUGUAAUUUGUUAAUUUAUCGAAAAAGUUAACAGGCUAUUUAUUGUAUUUCAAAAGUGAUACUGAAUUGUGUUAGGUUGACAACGCAACCAAAUAUCAACAUUUAAAGGAGAUGUAUCUUCUGCUCUGAUAGCACCAUCUGUGCCACUGACUUAGUCUGGCUUUAAUUCCAGUUUGUCUACAAAUGAAUAAUUGAUACGUUGGAUUCACGUCUCCAUCUCAACCAAACAUCUAAGCUAAAUAAUAAUACUAAAUCAAUUAAAACUUUAAAGCACUACAUUUUGUUUAGUUAUGUUCUUUAACUUAGAUGUUUGGUUGAGAUGGAGACGUGAAUCCAACGUAUCAAUUAUUCAUUUGUAGACAAACUGGAAUUAAAGCCAGACUAACGCAGUGGCACAGAUGGUGGCACAAUAUCACUAAAUAUCAUUACAUUUGAAAUCCACCCGAGCUAGAAGCCCAGGCCUGUUGUAAUGUAAUUUCUUUGUUGAAUUGAAACAACAGCUGUUGACGACUUUGCGAAUGUUACACAGGCCUAAAUAGUAUCAUUGAUCACAUAUGAGUGGGAAAGUUAAACCUACCCUUUGGAAUGACUCUCUUUAGUUUUUAAGUGGAGAUCUCUCAACAGUCAUUCUCACGAUAACACGUUGGUAAUAGUCAGUGACAAAUAUCAUAUCAUAACUCUUUGUCUGUGUUUACCAUACAGGGCUCCUCAGAGAAACAGAUUUAACGGAAGACCAGUGGGUGUUGAUUCUACCAUGUGAUCAAGGACGGACUGGCCAUAUGGCAAGUCUGGAAAAUGCCAGAUGGGCUGGUCCAUCUUUAUCCCAGUGGGCCUGUCUAAAUUGGCUUUUUUUUUGAGCAAAUGAAUCAUUAUUUGGCUAGUAAAGGUGGCCUUAAGGAAAAACAUGGGCCGGUGUGUUAGAAAUGCCCGGGCUGAUUUCUGGUCCCAGUUCGUCCCUGCAUGUAACUGCAAUGUCCAUUGUGCUUAUUGCCUCCAUAACCUCUCUAGUACCCCGUCUAUGUGCUUAUUGCCUCCAUAACCUCUCUAGUACCCUGUGCUUAUUGCCUCCAUAACCUCUCUAGGACCCUGUGCUUAUUGCCUCCAUAACCUCUCUAGGACCCUGUGCUUCUUGCCUCCAUAACCUCUCUAGGACCCCGUCUAUGUGAAGACAUGUUUUUUACACUCUCCUAUAAACAUGAACUUGCAAUUUAAUGUAUAUUUGAGUAAAUUCAGCCAAAACAGUCUUUCCAUUAACUCACAAAACCAAUGUUUGUUUGUCAUUUGUUUUUCCAGUAAUUACAGUGUGGUUUGUAAUAAAUAUAUUUUGUUUUCCAAUUUCUAAAUGUUCAUUUAUGAAUCAUAAACUGUAUAUCAUUAGGGACAGAUCGACAUUUACUGGGAGGAGGGGGUGGGAUGGUCCUUGGCAGCAGCUAAUGGGGUUCCACAAUAAAUACAAUUACAAACUCAAGGAGGCAUAAAAAAACAUUUCCCCACCCUCCCCUUGUAGUGUAAAAUAAAUUGAACACCCUUCAUAGAAUUAACUCAAAAUAAUGUUUACGACCACAGAUAACAAUAACUAUAGCGACCCUGUGUUUUUAAACGUGGAUAUCGACCCCCUUCAGCAUGCUUUUGUGGCACAGUUGAUGCCACGCAGGGCUACGGUCCAGAAGGUUGAGUGUUCAACGACCACCCUAGACGAGCUCACUUGCCCUGCCUGUUUCAUUACAUUACGAUCAGAGCCGGCUGCAGACAAUGAUCAGCUAGGGGGAAAUCUGAUUUCAACAUUUUGAUGCCAUAUUUAUUUAAAAUAUAUGCAAAACAAAUUCCACCAACAAGGUUUUCACAACCAAUGACUUCGGGCACUUCAAUAUCAUGGUUUGUGUUUUCAACACCACAAUAAAUAGACUGUGUCAAUCUGGACAAACAGGAAAUACAUUCCUCCCUACCUUGUAGGUUUAUCCAGUAUCGAAGGCUUGGCUUGACAAUCUCCUAGUGUCAUUCAACUUUUUGGUGCUUUGUAACAGAUGUCUCUUUUCAUUAAUCAUUUGGCCACUGCACAGUUUGGAUUGAUGGAUUUUAUUUGUUUUAAAAAAUACAUAUAUACACAAAGAUUGAGCAAUAAAGUCGGGGACUUAUUUCCAUUAUGGUCUCUAUUUUUUUUUACAUAAAUACAUAAACAAUUACAGAGAUAGAGACACAUUACAGAGAUACAGACACAUUACAGAGAUACAGACACAUUACAGAGAUACAGACACAUUACAGAGAUACAGACACAUUACAGAGAUAGAGACACAUUACAGAGAUACAGACACAUUACAGAGAUACAGACACAUUACAGAGAUAGAGACACAUUACAGAGAUACAGACACAUUACAGAGAUACAGACACAUUACAGAGAUACAGACACAUUACAGAGAUACAGACACAUUACAGAGAUAGAGACACAUUACAGAGAUACAGACACAUUACAGAGAUACAGACACAUUACAGAGAUAGAGACACAUUACAGAGAUAGAGAUGAAAAAAUGCUCAACCUCCAGAUGAGUUUGAGGGGGGAGAAACAGUCUUCCUUGUUUGUCUGGUGGCUGAUUGUUUAGACGUUUGGGGCUGCUGGUGAACCAUGAUAUGCAGCAUAAUCAAUGUGACACUGGACUAGCACACCUGCCAGAGUCUGUAGAGUCUAUAGCUAUAGGUUUCCAUCCAAUUGGCAACAGAUUUUCAUGUGAAUAUUCAAAUCUUCAUAAGAACAAUAUGCCAUUUCAAAGUUUCCUUUAGGAAAGAUUUGGUGCCGGACAACAUGACAUGGAAGAUUUUAAUUUACUGGACAUUUGUGACAUUUAAUGGAUAUCCAUAUGCAUUCAGAUCCAACCUGGCGCAACCAGCGCCAUCAAUAAACAAGGGAUGUUGGCCAAAUGAGCCACAUUUACGUGUCCUUAAAAACAGCCUGUAACAAAUUACAAAAACAUUGUGUUUCUAUGAGUAGCAUUUUUUUUGGGGGGGGGGGCGGGGUUAGGCUACAUUCCUAAAACAAUAAUUGUCCACCUCACGGUUCAGCUGUCAGAGAUUUGAGCACUAAAUGUAUCAGGGGGUAUGAUAUUAAUAUUUUAAUAAAUGUAUCAGGGGGUAUGAUAUAAAUAUUUUAAUAAAUGUAUCAGGGGGUAUGAUAUUAAUAUUUUAAUACAUGUAUCAGGGCGUUGAAUGCAGUGCUAUAGGAUUACAGUGGGAAAAAAAGUAUUUAGUCAGCCACCAAUUGUGCAAGUUCUCCCACUUAAAAAGAUGAGAGAGGCCUGUAAUUUUCAUCAUAGGUACACGUCAACUAUGACAGACAAAAUGAGAAAAAAUGUGUAGGAUUUUUAAUGAAUUUAUUUGCAAAUUAUGGUGGAAAAUAAGUAUUUGGUCAAUAACAAAAGUUUCUCAAUACUUUGUUAUAUACCCUUUGUUGGCAAUGACACAGGUCAAACGUUUUCUGUAAGUCUUCACAAGGUUUUCACACACUGUUGCUGGUAUUUUGGCCAAUUCCUCCAUGCAGAUCUCCUCUAGAGCAGUGAUGUUUUGGGGCUGUCAAGAUCUUCAGUUUCUUGGCAAUUUCUCGCAUGGAAUAGCCUUCAUUUCUCAGAACAAGAAUAGACUGACGAGUUUCAGAAGAAAGUUCUUUGUUUCUGGCCAUUUUGAUCCUGUAAUCGAACCCACAAUUGCUGAUGCUCCAUAUACGCAACUAGUCUCAAGAAGGCCAGUUUUAUUGCUUCUUUAAUCAGCACAACAGUUUUCAGCUGUGCUAACAUAAUUGCAAAAGGGUUUUCUAAAUGAUCAAUUAGCAUUUUAAAAUGAUAAACUUGGAUUAGCAAACACAACGUGCCAUUGGAACACAGGACUGAUGGUUGCUGAUAAUGGGCCUCUGUACGCCUAUGUAGAUAUUCCAUAAAAAAUCUGCCGUUUCCAGCUACAAUAGCCAUUUACAACAUUAACAUUUUCAAAUCAAAGUCGCACACCUCAUGUAGCCUAGCCCAUAGGCCUAUAUGUUUUGAUAAGGUUUGUAUCACAACUAAAGUGGCCAAAUAACUUCUUAAAAUUAAGCACAUUAAUCUGCUUUACAAGGGGUGUAGAGCCUAACUGGCAUACAUAAGCAGCGGGUGAGUUUCAAGUUUGGGGAAGAUAAUUUUCACCAUAAAAAUGCACCUUUAUAGUAAAAGCAUUUCAUGCGUAAUCGUAUUUGCGGUCACUUUUGAUAAUGGUGUUUUCCCGCUAAUGGAACAUUCGCGCUUACAGCCUACUGCCGUGUGCACAUUGCUACGUUUAUAAUGUGAAGAAACAGACUAAUAGUUUAUCAACAUUUUAAGCUAAACGUUCUGAUCUGUUGCAUCAGCCUCAUUGCGUAUAAAAUGUUUUUUGAUGCUAGUGGUUGUAUUAAUUUGGGAUCUAACACAUCCCACAACUGUCCCAGACUAUGUUUGGAAUAUUUAUUUCUCGCACAGAAUAGAACAGGUCAACUUUUGUACUAUGGGGGAUAGUAGAUUGACAGAGGCUAGUGCUUUUGCUGUUCGUUAAGCCUACUCAUCUUGUUGGCUGACGAAAAGUAAAUGUGGACAGAAAUUUGAGGCAUUAUCAAGUGCUUGUCAAAUUGUGAAUGAGAGACUGAUGAAGAGUGUUCAGCCUGCGCAACAAACAAAGCAGAGCUCAUGCCUUUCAUUAGUUGCAUCAUGCAGCCUUAGAAUGUAUAAUAAAUCUAAACAUAUAGCCCAACGUUUGUUGAACAACUAAAGUUACAUUAAUUACUCUAAAUUAAACAUAUAGGAGGACCUGUUUCUUUGUUAACCGCUCAACACAGAACAGCCGCAUGUGCGCACUCCCUCAAAUCGUUUGGAGAAAACAUCCUUUAUUUUAUUUAGCUUUGUUCAAUUGUAUUCUUCAUUCUAUAAAAUAAUGCCACUGAAUUCUAAGGAAAUCUUGUCUGCUAAAUGAACUAGUGUAGCCCACAGCCUUAUGGCAAAGCCAAAUCAGGACCUAACAUAAGGACAACUCAGAGUAUGCUAUUCUGUUCUUCUGAAAUAGACCAUAUUUCCUUCAUAUCAUGUAAUGGAUUUAUUGUGAUGGUGUAAACUACAUGACAUAGAUUUAAUUGACUUUUUAAAAUGUAGAUUUUCCAAAGGUCUGCAUCAGUGGCUUGUAGGUUAUGUGUGGAAGCCAGGAGAUGCUAAAUGUGUUUAUGUUAAUUAACUUUCAAGUACUGUGAGACCGACAGUUAUUUGCUUGACAAUCACCGGCUGACGAAAUUUUGUGACCGCCACAGGCCUACACAAUACCAAACCUUCACAAACCGUUUCUAAACUUUAUUAGGGUAAUAUUAAAAGUCAGUCAAGCCGUUGUUUAUUGGGAAAAUACAGCAGAAGAGCAAAUGUAAACCAGGGGAAAAAAACACACUACCCUCCCCCCGUGCCCCCCCACAAAACACUACCCUCCCCCCGUGCCCCCCCACAAAACACAACCCUCGCCCCAAAGCAAAAAAAAAUUUGACCCCCCCCCCCCCCCCCGUAAAUGUUGAUCUGUCCCUUAGUAUGCCUGUGUAGUUCCAGCAUAUCAACCCAUCUAGCAAACAUAAACUGUUCCUAUAGACUCAAUAAGAAAGAUUGACCCCAAUACUUAUUUCCAGCUAAGAGAAGUUAGUGACGUUGAAUCCUGAGAUGACUCAUAAUGGCAGUUAUGGAAAGAGCUGGGCGGUGACCAAGCUGAAAAUAACAGACACUCUUUGGAAGAUGGAACAAGUUGAUAUAAUGUCAUCCAUCACAAGGUGGUGUUGAUUUACUCAAGGCUCUUUGGAGCAGAAAACUCUCAACAGUGUUUUGAUUUCAAAUGUAUCUUUAUUCUUUCCAUGAAGGGAGGAUGUUGUUUUUUUGUUGCAGGUAUUUUAAUUCUGCUGUGUGUGUGUCUGUAUCACACCUGUUUCUGAGAAACACACCACUUCCUGCCCACACAGAGAGGACGUUUCCAUGACGCUCUGCAGCGCUGCAGUGCAUCUUGGUCUCAUGGCCUAUACACUCAAGUGGAAAGGUUCUAUGUGGGUUCAUCUGGCUCGGAUCUUAUUUUCCACUCUGAGCCAAAAGGAAGUUUUAGGCUUCAUUCACAGCAGUUCAAAACUUUGAGUUGAUGUCUGCAAGUUUAAUGGCUGUAUAUAAGCUAUAAAUUGUCCUUUUUGCAAAAAACAUUUAUGGCCUGGGGGGGGGAGCAACAGUGUGGUGACUGUAUCACAUCGCUGUAUCUCUACCUUGUAACAGGAAAUGGACGCUCUCGUCAUCGCAUAG
Messenger RNA from Coregonus sp. 'balchen', 15278 nucleotides. Lineage: Eukaryota; Metazoa; Chordata; Actinopteri; Salmoniformes; Salmonidae. The record is from the annotation of a GenBank genome assembly.